Didymella exigua CBS 183.55 is the source of this 12006-nucleotide messenger RNA. RefSeq lists its product as uncharacterized. The record is from RefSeq and is a predicted model, not a curated record. The transcript has 4 exons. Gene Ontology annotation, cellular component: SAGA complex; NuA4 histone acetyltransferase complex; nucleus. Gene Ontology annotation, biological process: DNA repair; regulation of DNA-templated transcription. Lineage: Eukaryota; Fungi; Ascomycota; Dothideomycetes; Pleosporales; Didymellaceae. Bases 321 to 11759 code for a protein of 3812 amino acids. Gene Ontology annotation, molecular function: protein binding; transcription coregulator activity.
CUCCAGUUCGCGAUUCACACGACACACCACGCGGGACGCGUCCACCACCCACCCACGGUCUCUCCUUACCCGUUCACGAAUAUAAUGAUCCGCCAAGACGCCAGCGUCUUUUAAUUCGAUAUCAACAUAAAUUAUCCCCGACACUUGCCCGCAGUCAAGUACAGCAAUCCAGGCGCAAACCACACCCAGCCCGCCGACCAAUGCAGCCCUCAUAGACGAGCUUUCCUUCACGAAGUAGCUGGACGAGAACAGGCGACGCCGCCUUGCUGGAGGGCUCUUCGGAGCGGGACGAGCAGCUGCACGCUGCACACACCUUCGCCAUGGCGACGCACAACUUUGAGGCAAUGGCCUCGAAGCUCGACGACCCAAGCUCCGACAUCCGGGCGAAGGACAAGCUCGUGGUCGACAUCCGGGACAACAUUGAGAACUACUGCCAGGGCGCGCAGUAUGCGCAGUUUAUGAAUGCUCUGGUCCCAGCGUUCUUGAAGAUCCUCGACGGCAACCCGGUCUUCAUAUCCACAUCCCCGGAACAGCGGAUACGGAACUGCGUGCUCGAGAUCCUCCACCGACUCCCCAUGAACCCCGGCGAUGCGGUCGAGCCCCACGCAGCGAAGAUCGUAGACAAGCUCAUGAGCCUUGUGAAGCUCGAGAACGAGGACAAUGCGGUGCUGUGCAUGAAGACCAUUAUGGAUUUCCAGCGACACCAGACAAAAGCGCUGCAUGACCGCGUGCAGCCUUUCCUGGAUCUCAUCCAAGAAAUGUUCCAGACGAUGGAGCAGGCAGUACACGACACGUUCGACAACGCAACGCCUGCGCCAGCCUCGCAAGGCGUGCCCUCUACACCGAGCAACCAUCAGUACUCGCAGUCGCCGCGAUCGAACUCGCCCGCGACCGUCCUCACAUCUGGCUCUGCCGGCGAUCUUGGGCAGGAGGCGCAGCAGACGCGCAUGCUGCUGAAGGGCAUGCAGUCUUUCAAGGUGCUGGCCGAGUGCCCGAUCAUAGUGGUGUCGCUCUUCCAAGCAUAUAGGAACUGCGUGAAUAAGAACGUCAAGCUGUUUGUCCCGCUGAUCAAGGAUGUGCUUUUGCUGCAAGCCAAGCCGCAAGAGAAGGCGCACGAGGAGGCAAAGGCUCAGGGCAAGAUCUUCACAGGCGUUAGCAAGGACAUUCGCAAUCGCGCAGCAUUCGGCGACUUUAUCACAGCACAAGUGAAGACCAUGAGCUUCUUGGCCUACUUACUAAGGGUGUAUGCAAACCAGCUCAACGACUUCCUGCCAACUCUGCCGGACAUCGUCGUGCGACUGCUGAAAGAUUGUCCGCGGGAGAAGUCUGGCGCGCGCAAGGAGCUGCUAGUGGCGAUUAGGCACAUUAUCAACUUCAACUUUCGCAAGAUCUUCCUCAAGAAGAUCGACGAGCUACUGGAUGAGCGGACUUUGAUUGGCGAUGGCCUUACCGUGUACGAAACGAUGCGACCGCUCGCGUACAGCAUGCUCGCAGAUCUCAUACACCACCUGCGAGACUCACUAUCGAAGGAACAGAUCAGGCGCACAGUCGAAGUAUACACCAAAAACCUGCACGACAGCUUCCCAGGCACAAGCUUCCAGACCAUGAGCGCCAAGUUGCUCUUGAAUAUGGCUGAGUGCAUCGCAAAGCUGGAACCGAAAGAGGAUGCCCGAUACUUUCUGAUCAUGAUCCUCAACGCUAUUGGAGACAAGUUCGCGGCGAUGAACCGCCAGUACCACAACGCAGUCAAGCUGUCAGCGCAGUACAGCCAGCCUUCGAUCGAUGCCUCCGAUGAGAACCACAUGGCCGUGCAGGAACAGCCACCGGACUGGGACGAGAUCGACAUCUUCAACGCUACGCCUAUCAAGACAUCGAAUCCUCGAGACCGCAGCUCGGACCCGAUUGCCGACAAUAAGUUCUUGUUCAAGAACCUGCUGCACGGCCUGAAGAACCUUUUCUACCAGCUACGCGCCUGCAAUCCGGCAAAGAUCAAGGAGGAAAUCGAUGCUGCCAAUGCAUCGGCCAACUGGCAUGAGGUGUCCUUCGGAUACAACGCUGAAGAGGUCGAAGUCCUGAUCAAGCUUUUCCGCGAAGGUGCCAAGGUCUUCCGCUACUAUGGUACUGACAAGUCCGCAGAGACCCAAGGGUUAUCGCCUGGCGACCUUAUGGGCAAUCAACACAUGAUGUCCAGCGGCAAGGAGGAGAAGGAACUGCUUGAAACAUUUGCGACCGUCUUCCAUCACAUCGAUCCUGCGACUUUCCACGAAGUGUUUUCAUCCGAGAUACCCCAUUUGUACGAUAUGAUGUUCGACCACCCGGCGUUACUCCACGUUCCACAGUUUUUGCUCGCUUCCGAAGCAACGUCGCCCAGCUUCUCCGGCAUGCUACUUCAAUUCCUCAUGGACCGGAUAGAGGAAGUCGGCACGGCAGAUGUCAAGAAGUCAUCCAUCUUGCUGCGACUGUUCAAGCUCUCUUUCAUGGCAGUCACGCUCUUCUCGCAACAGAACGAGCAAGUCCUGUUACCGCACGUCAGCAAGAUCAUCACGAAGUCUAUUCAGCUGUCGACCACUGCCGAAGAGCCCAUGAACUACUUUUUGCUGCUCAGAUCGUUGUUCCGAAGUAUAGGUGGUGGUAGAUUCGAGCACCUGUACAAGGAGAUUCUCCCCUUGCUGGAAAUGCUGCUAGACGUUCUGAACAAUCUUCUGAUCACAGCUCGCAAGCCUGCUGAGCGUGACUUGUUUGUUGAGUUGUCGCUUACAGUACCGGCGCGACUGAGUAACCUUCUGCCGCACUUGAGCUACCUGAUGAGACCACUCGUCGUAGCUCUUCGCGCAGGAUCAGACCUGGUCGGACAGGGCCUCCGUACACUGGAGCUCUGCGUUGACAACCUCACCGCGGACUAUUUGGAUCCCAUCAUGGCACCAGUCAUCGACGAACUCAUGGCUGCGUUGUGGGAGCAUCUGAAGCCCAAUCCCUACAGCCAUUUCCACGCACACACUACAAUGCGCAUUCUGGGUAAGCUCGGAGGGCGGAAUCGGAAAUUCAUCACUGGCCCCCCAGAGCUCAAUUACCAGCCGUACUCUGACGAUCAGUCAUCCAUUGACAUCCGACUCAUUGGGUCCACCAAGGAUCGCGCCUUCCCGGCCGUCAUCGGCAUUGAAGCCGCUAUUGCCAAGCUUCACGAAGUCCCCAAGACACCGGCAACGAAGAAGUCGGAUAAUUUCCACAAGCAGCAGGCGUUCAGGCUCAUCACCGCUCAUGCCAAGCUAAUGAUCGGGUUCGACAGCUUACCGGACGACUUUGCGCAACUUGUUAGGCUCCAGGCGAAUGAUCUUUGCAGCAAUAAGCUCGACGUCGGAGCUGAUGUGCUGGCCGCUCCAGAUCGGGGAAAAUCGAUAUCGAAGAAGACCGUCGAACAAGAAACACUGAAGAAGCUACUGAAAGCCUGCAUCUUCGCUGUGUCGGUUCCAGAGCUCAAGGCUGACGCCGAGCCACUGGUCACGCAUCUUGCAAAGCACUUCACACUGUUGGAAUUCGGAAGUCAUCUGGCCGUCGCGAAACAUAAGAGCAAACCGUUCGAAGUUCAUCUGGGCGAGGGACCGGUCGUCGUAGCGAGCGAGGUGAUAGCAGACGCCAUUGGCGACUCGCUCGCAUCCGAACAUCCAGAUGUGCGCACCGCAGCCGAGCAGGCGAUAUUGACGAUGCGAGAUGCUGCCAUGGCGAUCUUCGGUAGCAAUGAUAAGCUCGACAAGUUUCCUUUCUUCAACGACCUGUCUAGUACGUUCUGCCACAAUUGCCAUGCAGACGACUGGUUCAUGAAGUCUGGUGGCACUCGGGGUAUCGAGAUCAUCAUCAAGAAGUCUGGUCUCGAUUCAACUUGGAUGACGGCACGCCACUUCGAGCUCGUUCGAGCUUUGAAUUUCGUCAUGAAAGACAUGCCGAUCGAUCUUGACUCAAAGACACGCAUCCAAGCUGAGGGACUCAUCGAAGACCUCAUCCGCCAAUGCCACAAGACUACGACAAAGGAGGAGUUCGAGGGGGGCGGUAACAUCACCAUGAGACUCUGCGGGCAGCUUGUUGGUGACCUGUCGCACAUGAACAGGAACGUCCGCGAGGCAACGCAGAAAGCGUUCCAGGUCCUUUCUGAAGUUACGGGCCUUGGUGUGCAUGAGCUCAUCGCGCCGGUCAAGAAUCGAUUGAUCGUACCCAUUUGGACCAAGCCCCUGCGCGCAUUACCGUUCAGCAUCCAGAUCGCUUACAUCGACGCCAUCACUUUCUGCCUGAAGCUCAAGAACGGCAUCCUGGAGUUCAACGAUGAGCUGACGAGGUUGCUGAUGGAAUCUCUUGCUCUUGCUGAUGCGGAAGACGAGGGUCUUGCCAGCAAACCUUUCGAGCAGCGCAAUGCAGAGCACAUUGUGAACCUACGUGUGGCUUGCAUUCGCCUUCUAUCAACCGCUCAGAGUUUCCCUGAGUUCAGCACAACCCCGCCGAACCAAACGUUCCUGCGUAUCAUCGCUGUCUUCUUCAAGUGCCUCUACUCGAAGUCGCCAGAAGUCAUCGAAGCUGCAAACGUUGGACUGUCAGGGGUCAUUUCGGCGACGAAUAAGCUUCCCAAGGACGUGUUGCAGUCAGGACUUAGGCCCAUAUUGGUGAACCUGCAGGAUCCUAGGAAGCUCUCGGUGGAGAACUUGGACGGUCUCGCUCGCCUCCUGAAGCUGCUCACGAAUUACUUCAAGGUUGAGAUCGGAACCCGUCUUCUGGACCAUCUUAAGAGCAUUGCGGACCAGAACAGCCUGCAAAAGAUCUCCUUCACGAUGAUCGAGCAGAACCCCAAGAUGAAGAUUGUCACUGGCAUCUUCAAUAUCUUCCAUCUGCUUCCUCCGGCAGCUGCCACCUUCCUCAAGCAAAUUAUCGAGAAGGUCAUCGAACUCGAGAGCAGCCUAAGAAGGACACACUACAGUCCCUUCAGGGAGCCUCUCAUCAAAUACCUCUGCAUGUACCCGAGCGACACCUGGACACAUUUUGCGCCAAAUCUUAAGGAUCAGACACAGGGACGCUUUUUUGCACAGCUGCUCGAGAAUCCCGAAAGUGGCGCAUUGCGAAUGCAAGUCUCGGAAGAUGUGCCUGGCUUUCUGCAAUCAUUCCAGUUUGAGGGAGAGGAUAAGGACAUUUGCCAGGCUCAGCUCAACGCCAUCCAUAUUGCGUACGCCCUUAGCCAGUUCGAAGAGACCAGCAAAUGGCUCGCGACACACGACGAUCUACGCAAGGGUUUGUUCGAGGCGGGCAGGUCCCUCGAGAAGAAGCUCCGUCAGAACCUCAUCGACCCCGAGCUCCGGCUGGCGACAGAGCAGGCUGGUGACCAGAUUAUGUUCAUCUUCACGACAUACCUCAAGCACGAGCCCGACAACCUGGACUUUUUCUUCGAGUUGAUUGAUACGAUGACGUCCGAGGAAUUGCAGGCCUCGCCGCGUCUAUUCGAUUACAUCUACAAGCAGAUCAUCUCCAGCGAAUCUGUUGAAUACUGGAAAACCCUCAUUAACAGGUGUAUUGACCUCUACACAUCCCGCAGCUCCUCGCAAAAGACGAAAACUUUCAUCUUCCACAAUAUCGUCAACCCUAUCUUUGCUAUGGAUGUCAAGCGCAAUUGGAACAGCCUGUUCGACCAGAAGACUGAAGGGACGAAGUUGAUGGACAAAAGUAUGACCGAGACUAUUCACAAGAGGCUGUGGCUGCCGCAAUCCCUUACAGAUACAUCAGAAGAGACAGCCCAGCUUGGUGUUGAUCACUCGAGAAUGGAGCUGCUCCAGCUGACAACUCUGUUGCUCAAGUACUACUCUGGCAUGAUCGAGGAGUUCCGAAAGGACGUCAUCAAGUUUGGCUGGAACUACAUCAAGCUCGAAGACAUCAUCAACAAAUACGCCGCAUAUGUCCUCGUGGCCUUCUUCAUCGCUGUGUACGAGACGCCGAAGAAGAUCGCUGCACACACCUACCAAUCGUUGCUCAAGGCGCAUCAGAAUGAGGGUCGCAGUCUGGUUAUGCAGGCGCUCGAGCUCAUGGCACCCGUGCUGCGCAAGCGCAUGGGCGGUGUCGAGAGGAUGCCGCUCUGGAUUCAGCAUCCUCGCAAGAUAUUAGCUGAGGAAAGCUCGAAUCUGCAGCAACUGAUGAGCAUCUUCAACUUCGUGGUUCGCCACCCAGAUCUCUUCUAUGAGGGCCGCGAACACCUUUCGCCCAUCAUCAUCACCGCGCUCUCGAAGAUCGCACAGCCUCCCAAUCCUUCGACUGAUGCGAAGAAGCUUGCUCUCAACCUGAUUAGUCUGAUCAGGACUUGGGAAGAGCGCACGGCGACUGAGACCGCUGCGGGCGUCGAGCGACCAUCAUCGUCCCCUUCGGCUUCCAAGAGGAAAGCAGAUGGAACUGUUGUUCCUUCUGGCCCACAAUCAAAGGAGUUCGUUGCUCAGGCAUCGAUUCGUAUGGGACUCAUCAAGUACCUCAUCCAGUUCAUCGCCUAUCUGCCCGAGCGCUUCCCUGUCAACUCACCCAAGUUGAAGGACCUCGCUGUCGCACCAACAAACACGCCCCUGCCUGCUGAGAUCUGUCGCAAGGCCGUUCAAUUGCUGCAUGAUCUACUCUCGCCUCGUCUGUGGAACGACCUUGAUCUCGAUUUUAUGCUUUCGAAGAAGAUUGAGGAGAUUCUUCUCGCUGACAUGAAGCAAGAUGAUAAGGCGGAGGUCUUCAACACUAGGAUGAUCAACACACUUCAGAUUGUCAAGGUCAUCGUCAACGUCAAAUCAGACGACUGGGUGCUGCAACGCAUCCCGGUUUUCCAGAAGAUCUUGGACAAGCCUAUUCGUUCCGAGAACGCAGACGUUCAGGCCGGCCUUCAUGCGGUGGAUGAGAACGAAGAUGGGACCAUAAAGCUACAGCCGACAUUGAAGCGCAUCCUAGAAGUCAUGCCGGAGCCCGUCACCGACGAAGAAGGCAAUACCGAAGAAUCGACAUCGACAGAGUUCGUCAAUUUCCUGGGUACGGUUGCGACAGAAGCGCUUUCAAACGGGUCCUACAUCUGCGCAAUCAACAUUUUAUGGACUCUUUGCCAGAGACGACCGGAGGAGAUCGAUCAACACAUCCCGCAGGUCAUGAAGGCCUUCCAGGGCAAGAUGGCCAAGGAUCACCUCGCCGGCCACAGUGGUGCUCCGGGACAAGCUGUGCCACCAAACAUGCGCCCCGAGGCAGCCAAUCCGCCCACAGACCCUCGCGAGAUCGAGAUUCAGACAGAUCUUGUUCUGAAGACUGUCGAUAUUCUUGCAGCUCGAAUGAAUGAGCUCGGUGAGAACCGGAGGCCAUAUCUCAGCGUCCUUGCUUCACUGGUCGAGCGUUCUCAAGUUAACUCGGUGUGUAUGAAGGUCCUCGAUCUGGUUGAGGAUUGGAUCUUCCACUCUAACGAGCCGGUUCCGACACUUAAGGAGAAGACGGCGGUGCUCAGCAAGAUGCUGCUCUUCGAACACCGUCAGGAUACGUCGCUGCUCACUCGCUUCCUGGACCUGGUCAUUCGCAUCUACGAGGAUCCCAAGAUCACACGGAGCGAGCUCACUGUCAGGAUGGAGCACGCCUUCCUUAUCGGCACCAGGGCGCAAGACGUGGAGAUGCGCAACCGGUAUAUGGCUAUCUUCGACAAGAGCUUGAGUCGCACAGCAGCUAGUCGAUUGAGCUAUGUGCUGGCGUCACAGAACUGGGACACUUUGUCCGACUCAUACUGGCUGAGCCAGGUCAUUCACCUCAUGUUUGGUUCAAUCGAGAUGAACAGCCCGGUGGAGCUGCACGAAGAGGACUUCAAGCUCAUGCUGCCUUCCACCUUGUACAAUACCUACAGCAAAGACACCAGGGUUGGAGACGUCAUGAUUGAUGAUGACCUCGAGAGUCUUGUAAGUAGCCAUCGACGCUUUGUCACACAACUCGGGGAUGUUAAGGUCAAGGAUAUCUUCGAACCUCUUGGACAUCUGCAGCACACAGACAACAACCUCGCACACGAUAUCUGGGUUGCAUUCUUCCCCUUAGCUUGGACGGCUUUGACAAAGGACGACCAGAGUGAUCUUGAAAAGGGCAUGGCUGCGCUACUCACCAAGGACUUCCACAACAGGCAGCUCGAUAAGCGGCCCAACUGCGUUGCUACCAUGCUCGAUGCUAUUGUACACGCAAAGCCAAGGGUCAAGUUUCCCCCUCACAUCAUGAAGUACUUGGCCCAGACGUACAAUGCUUGGUACACCGCUGCGGUGUACAUGGAGGAGUCGGCCAUCUCUCCUGUCGUGGAUGUCGAGAAACUGAGAGAGAGCAACCUUGAUGCUCUUUUGGAAGUGUACAGCGGCCUGCAGGAAGACGACUUAUUUUACGGUACUUGGCGCAGGAGAUGUCAGUUCCUGGAGAGCAAUGCCGCGCUCAGUUACGAACAGUGCGGUAUAUGGGACAAAGCCCAGCAGAUGUACGAAGCAGCGCAGAUCAAGGCCCGAACAUCGGUGCUGCCAUUCUCCACAGGAGAGUAUAUGCUCUGGGAGGACCACUGGGUAAUUUGUGCCCAGAAGCUUCAACAGUGGGAGAUUCUCAGUGACUUCGCCAAGCACGAGAAUUUCAACGAUUUGUAUCUGGAGUCCACGUGGAGGAGCUUCGAAGCCUGGCAGAACGCCGAGACCCGCGAGCAGCUCGACACAACCAUCAAAGCGGUCAGCGACGCGCCAACACCCCGACGCGUCUUCUUCCAGACUUUCAUGUCGCUGCUCAAAUUGCACGCCAAGCAGGAAUCUCCGCCAGAGUUCCACAGGCUCUGCGAUGAGUCAAUCCAGCUCUCCAUCCGCAAGUGGCACCAGCUUCCUUCUCGCAUUACGCAGGCACAUAUUCCGCUCUUGCAACACUUCCAGCAAUUGGUGGAGCUGCACGAUGCCAGUGUCAUAUGCCAGAGCCUGGCUCAGACAACACAGGCCAAUCUCGACAUGAAGUCUCAAGAGCUCAAGCUGCUUCUUAGUACCUGGCGCGAUCGCCUGCCAAACUUCUGGGACGACAUCAACGCAUGGCAGGACCUUGUCACUUGGCGACAGCACAUCUUCCAGUUGAUUAACGGCGUCUAUCUCAAUCUCCUGCCUCCAAACCAGAACAAUGCUAGCGGCAACAGCUUUGCGUACCGAGGCUACCACGAGACGGCAUGGAUUAUUAAUCGCUUUGCACACGUCGCACGGAAGCACAGCCUGCCAGAAGUCUGCAUCAACCAGCUAGGUAGAAUCUACACCCUCCCCAACAUUGAGAUUCAAGAGGCUUUCCUCAAGCUGCGCGAACAGGCCAAGUGCCAUUACCAGAUCCGCGCGGAUCUGAACAGCGGGCUCGAUGUGAUCAAUAAUACCAAUCUUAAUUAUUUUGGUCCCCAGCAGAAGGCAGAGUUCUACACGCUCAAGGGUAUGUUCCUUGCCAAGCUCGGUCAGAAGGGCGAGGCAGGCGAGGCGUUCGGUACUGCGCUGUACUUCGACAUCAAGCUACCCAAGGCAUGGGCCGAGUGGGGACGUUACAAUGACAUGCUUUUCAAGGAGGAGCCGCAGAAUCUGGAACGUGCCGAAGCAGCGCUCAGUUGCUAUCUGGAGGCUGCCAGCCAGUUCAAGAAUGCGAAGAGCAGGAAGUUGUUGGGCCGUGUGCUCUGGCUGCUCAGUUUGGACAAUCCGGAACGCAGAUUGGCCGAGAAGUUCGAGGAGUUCAAGGGCGACACACCGGCGUGGUACUGGAUCACUUACAUCCCGCAAUUGCUCAAUAGUCUCUCGCGGCAAGAGGCGCCCAUUGCCAGGUCCAUACUUGGCAAGUUGGCGAAGACGUACCCGCAGGCGUUGUACUGCCAUCUCAGGACGACGCGCGAGGAUAUGGUCGUGCUCAAGAAACAGCACGAGCAGAAGGAGGCCAAGGAGAAGGCUGCACGCGCUGCAAAGGCUACACAGCAAGGAAACCAGUCAUCCCCGGCACCCAAGCAAGGCUCGCCUGAUGCACGACCCGGCUCAAGCGGCAACCAGAAUGCUGCUACCAACGGCGACGCUAAGCCUGCGGUUCAGACAAGCACACCGGGCGGCACCAUCAAGACCGAGGGCAACGCACAAGGUAGCCCUGCCGUCAAUGGCGCAUCGACUGUUGAGGUUACGCCACCUGCACCGAAGAAGCCUUGGGAUCACGUCGAGGAGAUCAGUGCGAUCCUCAAGACGGCAUUCCCGCUGCUGGCUCUGUCUAUGGAGACAAUGCUCGAUCAGAUCCACAAGAAUUUCAAGUGCCCUCCUGAUGAGGACGCUUACCGACUGAUCGUUGCGUUGUUGAACGACGGUCUCAGCUACGUCGGACGUCAACCUACGCUCUAUGCUCGCGACACGAAGCUCCCAUCUUCUACCGAGGGCAACAUCACCCGUUUCGCCGAGUCCGUACUCCCAGCGCACAUCAGGAAAUCGUUUGAGUCAGACUUCAUUAAGGAUAAGCCUACUAUGUACGAGUAUAUCCAGAAGCUGCGCAUAUGGAGGAACCGGUUUGAGGAGCGCCUCGAUCGCAGGAGGAUCGUCGUUCCCCUCGAACAAUACACGCACCAGCUUAGUGAGUUCCGGUUUCUCAAGUUCGAUGAUGUCGAGGUUCCAGGACAGUACUUGCUGCACCGAGACAAGAACUCUGACUUCGUGCGCAUCGAGCGCUUCCUCUCUGAUGUUGAGCUUGUUCGCGGCGUUGGCGUUUGCCAUCGUAGGAUCAAGAUCCGUGGUCACGAUGGUAGCACUCAUGCUUUCGCUAUCCAGUUCCCGACUGCGAGGAGCUCAAGGAGGGAAGAGCGCAUCAUCCAGCUGUUCCGCAUCUUCAAUGGUAUCCUGUCGAAGCGAAAGGAGAGUCGCAGGAGGAAUCUGCAGUUCCAUUUACCCCUCAUGGUGCCGAUCACGCCUAGUGUGCGACUUAUUCAGGACGAUCCGAGUGUGAUGAAUCUGCAGGGCAUCUACGAGGAUUACUGCAGGAAGAACGGAGUCAACAAGGACGAGCCCAUCCUGUUCAGCAUUGAUAAGCUCCGGGCGCUACAACCUAAGAACCUUGACCACGCCAAUAGCAUCCGCCUCGAAACUUUCUCCGCAGUCCAAGAGAAAUACGUGCCCAAUACUGUCGUCCAGGACUACUUCCGCGCAACCUUCCCCUCCUUCGACGACUUCUGGCUCUUCCGUCGCACCUUCAGCUACCACCUCGCAGCCCUGACUUUCAUGACGUACGUCAUGCACAUGAACACGCGUUUCCCGCACAAGCUGCUCAUCUCACGCUCUACGGGCCGCGUCUGGGGUUCAGAACUGAUUCCCAGCAUGGCAGUCGGCAAACCUAUCCUACACAACAGCGAGCCCGUGCCCUUCCGCCUCACGCCCAAUCUGCAAGUCAUGCUGGGGCCCCUCAAUCUCGAAGGCAUCUUCGCGCCGGCGGUCAUGACCGUCGCCCGCUGUCUCAUCGAGCCCGAAGGCGAGCUGGAAAUGCAGCUCAGUAUUUUCAUGCGCGACGAGAUGAAUCACUGGUUCACGAGUCAACAUAAGAUAUCUGCGCUCACGCCGGAUGUGCUGCGCGAUAGUGUGCAGCAGAACUCCGACCUCGUGGUCAAGAGAGCGAGUAGCAUCGGCAGCCAGCCGAGCGGCGCGAACCUGCCCGCGAAUCAGACCAUGGUCGAUCUUGUGAGCGUUGCGGUGCAUCCGCAGAAGUUGGCCAUGACGGAUCCGCUGUGGAUGGCCUAUCUGUAGGCGAUUUUUCUGAGCAGGGGAGUUUGGGGUGUCUGGCGUACUCAAAAAGGAGCGCGGUUGGUACUCGGGUUGGAUAAUUUUGCGUUGGGCUUUGGCCUGGCUUCGUUGGGGAUUCGAUAAGCAUUGGCGUCUUUUGGGCGUCGUUGGACGUGUCGUUGCUCCGGAUGGGCAGUGGACGUGGAGUUUUUGUAUCGUUGCGGUGCAGUAGUUAGUCCACACAAAGCAAACAUAAACAUCAAUAGUUUCC